This is a messenger RNA of Ahaetulla prasina, 7644 nucleotides long. RefSeq names its product NLR family member X1 (gene NLRX1). Gene Ontology annotation, molecular function: protein binding. Gene Ontology annotation, biological process: negative regulation of canonical NF-kappaB signal transduction. The coding region runs from base 1113 to 4097 and encodes 994 amino acids. The record is from RefSeq and is a predicted model, not a curated record. Gene Ontology annotation, cellular component: mitochondrion. The transcript is spliced from 9 exons. NCBI's taxonomy places the organism in Eukaryota, Metazoa, Chordata, Lepidosauria, Squamata, Colubridae.
CACGGACCACCAGUUGGUGACCGCUGCUCUAAACCUCUUUUUGUGGGGUCAAAUAGGCUAGUUUUAUUUUCCUUUCUAAGUUGAGGUCCUGUUAAACAACAGGUCACUUUCAUCCUGACCACUUGUUGUGGUCCGCCAGCAGCGUGGGGACCUGGCAAUGGAGUCAGACAGUGAGGAGGCUGGGGAGGACAAUGGGCCAGUCCUGGAGUCAGGGUGUUGUGUCCCACUCCUCCGCUGACGGCCGGGUCGGGGAAGUCCGUAUUAGGCGUGCCUCUGCAGCUCUGCCAAAGUCCUAUCAGAGUUCUCAAGGCAGGCAGGAGACCAGGAAGUGACUUCAGCAAUCCAAGUUAGACUUUGCCUGACUCAGAGAAUGCCAGAAAACAGAUCCCUUAUAUAGGCCAUGGGGUGUGGCUCCAUGACUCAGCACUUAUCCAGGCCUGCCCCUCCCUUCCUUUUGGUGACGUCGCCUCUCCAUUCUCUGGAAGCGUGGGUCUAUCCAUUGCAUCGUUUUGUCUCCAGCUGUUGGUAAUCUCAGCUCGUGGCUGGAUUCAGGCUCACAUGCUAUCGGAGGGAGGUUUGUUUGUUUGGCCUGUCCGGGCAUGGUGCCAGGGCUGGGAGCUGCAGGCAUGCCAGGACAUUCUUCAGCACUAUCAGCGUCUGGCAAGAGAUAAGAGGGGCCCGGCUGUGGCAGGGGGAGCGAGCGAGACACAACACAGGGGAAGGCCCGGAUGAGAGCUCUGCAUCAGAGGCAGGGGUGGGGCCAGGGCCAUCUGGGAGCGAUGCACGGACUCCGGAGCCUCCAGAGGCGGACAUCUGAGAGGCAGAGGAAUAAGAGGAGCCUGUUCCUAGUGCAUGCAUGAGAAGAGCUGCCAGAAGGCAAGAGCAGCUGAAACAAAAAGGGUGACUCAGGAGUAAGGCCAGGAGAUGAUUGGCCCCUCCCAUAUGGCUUAAAAGAGCAGCAACAGCUCUUGGGUUCUUUGUAGAAAAGCAACGUUGAUUCCAUUGCUUCUUGUCAGCAUCUCUUGAACUUUGUGGGGUUUUUUGUCAAGAAAAGCCUUUGGCAGGUUGCCAAAUACACCAAGGUUGGAGUUGAAGGACAGGACUUUGGCAUCAUGCAUUUCAAGCACUGGCUGCCCCAGAUGGGGGUCCAGUACAGUCGAGUGAAGCCCAGAAACCCCAGAGGGAGAAGCAGGGGAGUUGCCUCACUGCCAAGACACCUGGAUCUUAUGUUGGGGAGAAGCCCACUCUUCAAGGGAAUAUUUCACCUAGACCAGACUCGGUGCACCUUGGCAUCUUCACUCAGGAACUUCACUCAUUACCCGGGAAUGUUACAAGAGGCAACGUCUCGGCCUGCUUCCCCCAGGCCAAACCAAAGAGUGCCGAAGAACGUAGACUCUUCUGAAGCCAUCCAAAAACACAAGAAAAGUUUGGCAGAUUGGUUUCGCCGGCAGCCCAACGAGGAGAGACAGUUUGGACCUUCCUUCGCCCUUGACGCCAUCCACGUCGAUCCGGUGAUCCGGGAGAGCUCCCUGGAGGAAAUCUUGAAACCUUCUCCAGAUCUGACCAUCCAGAACCAACUCCAAGGUUCUUGCUGUGAUACCAUUGGUCUCCAGAACCUUUUUGACGAAGACCUCUGUGGACAAGAAGUGAAGAAUGUGGUCCUCUACGGGACGGUGGGCACUGGGAAAAGCACCCUCAUCAAGAAGAUGGUGAUGGACUGGUGUCACGAGCGCCUCCCUCAUUUUGAGCUGCUCCUCCCCUUCUCCUGUGAGGACCUUUCCCAGGGCAACAGCCCCGUGUCUUUGCGCCGUCUAGUGACCAAGAAAUACCUCCACCUCCGGGAGAUGGCCCCCCUGCUUGGCUCCAGCAACCUCAAAGUGCUCUUCAUCCUCAAUGGCCUUGACCGUCUCAACCUGGACUUUCGCCUGGCCCGCACUGAGCUUUGCUGUGACCCCAAUGAACCCCUCUUGCCAGCUGCCAUUGUCGUCAACCUGCUCAGGAAGUACAUGAUGCCUGAGGCCAGCAUCAUUGUCACUACUCGCCCUUCGGCAGCACGUCGGAUCCCCAGCAAGUUUGUGGGACGCUACGUUGAAGUCUGUGGCUUCUCGGACCUCAACCUCCAGAAGCUUUACUUCCAGAUGCGCCUACGGCAGCCUGAAUGUGCCGGAGCCUCUGGUCCCCCCACAGCAGAGCAGGCCAAUGAGCAGGACAACCUUGUGGAGAUGCUCUCCAGGAAUCUGGAGAGGCACAACCAGAUUAUGGCCGCCUGCUUCCUUCCCUCUUAUUGCUGGUUGGUGUGUACGACCUUGCACUUCCUUUAUUUUACCAAGACGGUACCUCCCACUCAAACUCUGACGGGGAUCUACACCAGCUUCCUACGGCUCAACUUCAGUGGGGAAGUGCUGGACAGCACCGAUCCUUCCAACAUCUCCAUGAUGAAGUACGUGGCCAAGACGGUGGGCAAGUUGGCCUAUGAAGGGGUGAUGUCUCGACAGACUUGCUUCACAGAGAAGGAUCUCCGCCGCUGUUUUGAGGUGGAAAUGAAGACGGAGAGUGAGUUGAACCUCCUGAACACUUUCCGGAGUGAUGUUCUCCGCUUCUUCUUGACCCCCUGUGUUCAGUCAGGCAAGGAACACAUUUUUGUCUUCACUAUCCCAGCCAUGCAAGAGUACCUGGCUGCCCUUUAUGUGGUCUUGGGGGAGAAGAAGACCCUGGUGCAACGGGUGGGCAAGGAAGUCUCUGAAAUUAUUGGGAAAGUCGGCGAAGAUGUGGCCCUGGUGCUCAGCGUGGUCUCCAAAUUCUUGCCAUUGCGCAUCCUGCCCCUUCUCUUCAACCUCAUCAAGAUCUUCCCUCGCUACUUCACCCGGUUCAGUACCAAGGACCGGGACACCAUCGCCCGCACCAUGGCAGUGGAGAUGUUCAAAGAAGAGGACUACUUCAACGACGAUGUCCUGGACCAGAUCAACUUCAGCAUUCUUGGGGUGGAAGGUCCCAUGCGCCACCCGGAUGAAGCUUCCGACGAUGAGGUCUUCGAGCUCUUCCCCAUCUUCAUGGGUGGGUUGCUGUCCCGCCGUAACCGGGCCAUCUUGGAUCAACUGGGCUGUCCCAUCAAGAACCUGGCUGCUUUCGAGAUUGCCAAGGCCAUGAAGAAAACCGUCAUCCGGAAUAGCCGUAAGGGAUUGCCACCAUCUGAACUGAUGGACUAUCUCUUCUUUCUACACGAGUUCCAGAACGAACGCUUCACAGCGGAGGCUGUCCAGUCCUUGAGGACCAUCAACCUCUCUUCAGUAAAGAUGACCCCUCUCAAAUGCGCAGUCCUGGCUUCAGUUGUGGGCACCACGAGCCACGACGUUGAGGAGCUCAAUCUUGCCUCUUGCCAUCUCGAUGUGGGCAGCCUGAGGACCCUCUUCCCCAUCUUGCUACGAUGCAGGAAACUCCAUUUGCAGCUCAACAGUCUGGGCCCAGAGGCGUGCAAAGAGAUCCGGAACCUGCUUCUGCAUGACAAAUGUGUGGUCGACACUUUGCGGCUUGCAGACAAUCCAUUGACCGAGCAGGGGGCCAUCUACCUGGCCGAAGGCCUGGCUGGCAACAGCUCUUUGAGAAAUCUCUCACUACUUCACACCUCCUUGGGGAACCAGGGGGUGGAGGUCAUCACCCAGCACCUGGCUCAGAACCAGCACCUACAGGAGCUUGAUGUGGCCUACAAUUCAUUGACGGACGAAGCCGCGUUGGCCCUGGUUGAGGAGGCCAAGAAACACGCAACGCUGGAAACCGUGCACUUGUACUUCAACGAGAUCAGCGAAGAAGGCAAGCAAGCCCUGCACGAGUUGCGGAAGAACCGGGAUGGCAUCCGUGUCCUCAUCUACCUGACCAUGGGAGCAGACGUCUCCGACUACUGGGCCAUCAUCCUGAACGUGGUCCAGAAGAACCUGCCUAUCUGGGACAGGGACCGGGUGAAGCAACAUCUGGGGUUGCUCCUAGAAGACCUUCAGUGCAGCCGCCGACAGACGGUCAACCCUUGGAAGAAACUCAAGUUCAUGAGAGUAGAGAGCGAGGUCAAGAGGAUGCUGGGCCACAUGCAGAGAGGCACCCUUUGACCCUCGGUUCUUGGGAGCCGCCUGGAAGCAGAGCAUGGGUUUCCUACUACGCCAUUGGAACGCCGGUUGAGUCAGAUUUCACAAGAGAUCUCGUUAGCCCACCGUAGGUAACGGGACAAGGUUGUCUCUUAAGUUAGCUCAACCCACCUCAGGGCUCUUCUGACAUUGUUAGCAAACUAAGCUGGCAGGUACCGUGAACCAGAAUGUCCAACUUUGACACCUAGAAGACCGGUAGACUUCAACUUCCAAAAUUCCCCAACCAGCCACGUUAUGGGGAAUUCCGGGAGACGACGUCCUACAAGUCUUAAAAGUUCCCACGGUUGGACACCCCGCCAUAGCCGCAACUGCCAAUCAAAGAUUGAAUCGGAUAUCCCGCUCACGUAGCAGGCGGUUUGCCUUAAUCUCAUCUCUUUACGGUUUUUUUAAUUGAAAUCAUCUGUUUGCGUUUGGUUGCAUUCCAGGCGACCCUUUUUUUAAAAAAAAACAAAAAAACCAUGUUUCCCCAAAAAUAAGGCCCUGUCUUAUAUUUUUUUGAACCCUGAAAUAAGCGCUUGGCCUUAUUGCCACGCCCUCAAAAGCCCGACUGGGCUUAUUAUCAGGGGAUGUCUUAUUUUGGGGAAAACAGGGUUAUAAUAAUACAAACCACACAGAAGUUGUGGGCAUGGUCCCUUUGGGAGAUCGCGGGUGCUAAGUAUCAUAGUUGCCAACUCAGCGUGCUCAUUUUUCCCAUAGUUUUCUCUGGGGGGAAGGAAAGCUAAAUUAAACAGGUGGUCCUCGACUUACCACCGAAAUUAAGCCCAACAGUUCUGUUACUAUGCAAGACGGUUGUUAAGCGAGUUUUGCCCUGUUUUACCGUCCUUCUUGCCUACCGUUGUUCAACGAAUCUGGCUUCCCCCUUGGCUUGGCUUGUCCGAAGGUCGCAAAAGGAGGAUCACGUAGGUCCCAGGACGCUGCAACGGUCAUAAAUGUGAGUCGGUUGCCGAGUGUCUGAAUCUGGAUCGUGUGACCAUGCUGCAGUGGUCAUAAGUCUGAAAAAUGGUCGUAAGUCACAUUGUCACUAAAAGAACUGUUAUACAUCGAGGACCACCUGUAAAUGGGAGCUUACCAGUUAGAGGUUAUUUAGUUGAAUGCGCGCGAGAGAAUGUAGGUAUUUUUAAAAAAUACCAGUAUUUUCUUUGAUGGGGUUGAUGAGAAGAGCUGAGGCUGACCCAACCUCUUUUCCCAUGUCUGCAAUACAAAGGGAGUUCUUCUUUAACAGAUUUUAACAGAAUAACAGAGUUGGAAGGGACCUUGUAGGUCAUCUAGCCCAACCCCCAGCCCAAGCAGGAGACUCUACACCAUUUCUGACAGAUGGCAGUCCAGUCUCUUGUUGAAAGCUUCCAGGGAUGAAGCUCCCACAACUUCUGCAGGCAACUUCUGUUCCUUCGGUUGACUGUUCUCACUGUCAGAAAAUUUCUCCUUAUUUCCAGCUUGAAUCUCUCCUUGAUCAGUUUCCAUCCAUUGUCUGGCCUUCAGGUGCUUUGGAGAAUAGCUUGACCCCCUCUUCUCUGUGGCAGCCCCUCAAAUAUUGGAAUCAUGUCUCCCCUGGUCCUUCUCUUCACUAGACUAGCCAGGCCCAAUUCCUGCAACCGUUCUUCAUAUGUUUUAGCCUCCGGUCCCCUAAUCAUGCUGGUUGCUCUUCUCUGCACUUUUUCUAGAGUCUCAACAUCUUUUUUAUAGUGUGGGUGACCAAAACUGGAUGCAGUACUCUAGGUGUGGUCUUACUAAGGCUUUAUAGAGUGGUAUUAGUACCUCCCUUGAUCUUGAUCUUGAUUGUAUCCCUCUGAUAAUGCAAGUUAGGAUUGCAUUGGCUUUUUUAGCUGCCGCUGCACACAGCUGGCUCAUAUUUAGCUGGUUGUCCACUAAGACUCCAAGAUCCCUCUCGCAGUCACUGCUAUUAAGCCUGGAUUCACGCAGUCUAUAUGUAUACUGUUGGUUUUUCUUCUUGUCUCUAUCCGUCAGUGUUUCAUGUGGCGUCCUUUCCCUCUCAUUCCUUCCGUCGCUACGACAUUCAAAAUACCUCACAUCCGAUUCUGCACCAUACAGUGACUUUUCUCCCAUUUGCUGAAGUUAUUGGCAGGAAAAAUAUGGACUAUAGACCAGGGGUCUCCAACCUUGGCAACUUUAAGACUUGUGGACUUCAACUCCCAGAAUUCUGGGAGUUGAAGUCCACAAGUCUUAAAGUUGCCAAGGUUGGAGACCCCUGCUAUAGACAGAUCUAAAAAAGACGAAGGGCCGUGUCCUAUAUCACUGAGGACUAGCAGCAUGGGGGAUUUGGUGGCCUAUAACCCUGCUAUUUUCUUUGGUUUGGGGGGGUCGGGGGGGGGGAAUCCCUUCAACUUUUUCUACCCAGAGUUUUUUUUCCCCCCAUGGGGGACCAGCUGCUGGAUUGUUUUGCAAGAAUGCAGAGAAAUAAUACAGUAACGCGAUACAAGAUACGAUACGAUCUUUUUAUUCCUCUCAGCCAGAUUUUUCGAGACUGGGCUCAAAUCCCAGCAGGGCCGAAAAAAGCAGGGAUUAAAAAAUGGAUUGACUUGGGAAUUGUUUGCCUACGUGCCUCAAGAAAACUAAAAGCACUUUGCUUUAGUACACACAGCCCUCAACUUACGACCCCAUUGGCACUGGAAGUUCUGUCACUAAGCGAUGCGAUGGCUAAGUGAGUCACAUCCAAUUUUUUUCCCCACGGUCAUUAAGCAAAUCACACCGUUGUCCACUGAAUCCAGCUCCCCCCACCCCCGGGAAGGGAGUGUUCACAUGACACAGUUGCAAAUACUUUCUGGUUGCCAACUGACCAAAUUUUGACCACAUGAACUCAGGGAAGCAGUGACGGUCGUAAAGGCGAGUCAGUUUUUUAUCACCGUCGUCACUUUGAACAGUCUCUAAAUGAAUGGUCGUAAGUCGAGGCCUAUCUGUAGAUCCAGGACUUGUGUACCCCGUUUCUACAACCAAGAAAAAAAUAAAUAAAAAUAAACAGAUAUGCAUUGGAUAUAAGUAUGCAAUUGGAGACCGGCUACCACAGGGUGAGAAUUUGAAGGACCGAAGGAUUGUUUCGCACAGAAUGAAUUAAUUCUUAAUAGAAUUAAUGAAUGAAUUAGUUCUCAGUAGAAUUAAUGAAUUAAUUCUCAGUAAAAUUAAUGAAUUCUCAGUAGAAUUAAUGAAUUAAUGAGUCAAUUCUCAGUAGAAUUAACAAAUUAAUUUUACGGAGUGGAAGCAGGUUUUGCAAAUACGUUUUGAGAAGGCUGAUCCUUUAUGUCUCUGAAGUUUGCACAGAGCCUGCCAGCCGAGGGGCAGUCUAUCUUGAAAUGCCAGCUACCGGGGACAAACAAAGGGGAGAGAGCCUAUUGUGGGUUUUGUGUUGUGUGAACACUUUUACUUUGCUUCCAAUGUCUCAUAAACGCGAGUGUGCGCACACAAGUGCUGGACUCCGGAGAAAUAGCAAGGAAUAUCUAUUUUCUGGUUGUGACAAAAGCCAUUAAAAUAAACUUCCAGCGAAUGUUUUACAUUAUAA